GUUUGAGGUUUGAGGUUCUUGGCAAGGCCAAGAAGGGUGACGGCUGCGUGUGAAGACCGCAACUCAUCACUCAUAGUGUAGUCGCCGGCCUCUCCGUGUUGCUGAGAAGGACGGCAGGUCCGAGAGAAUCGCUCAUAGCUGUCUGUCUGUCUGUUUGGCGCAUUCACGCCGACCGACAGACGGAGCCGCCUCACCGACGUGACUCGACGAGAGAACUAAGGUGAGCACGACAAUGGCCGCAGCCACUCAUCACGAUGGUGUAAGUUGCUCCGGCUCGCUGUGCCUGUGCCUGUGUGUGUGUGUUUGCUGCAGUCAUGUCGAUGAGUGACGAGGGUGGCGCGCCGCCCAAACGGCCCCGCACACAGGGAGGAGAGGAAAUGACCGCAUCUGAUAGCAAAUCGGUGGGGCAACUGACUGGCAGAAGAGCACUCGUGGUCACAUCACCCCUGUCUGUCUGUUUGUCUGUCUGUUUGUUGUGGUUCAGUCCAUCGCUGAGGGUAUGGCUCAGCUGGAGGACCGCAUCGCGUCACUUCACCAACACAUACAACAGGUGACCCACACGUCAGAGGGCUCACUGUGACGUGACGCCAUCCGUCCAGUGGGCUCUCACUCUCUGUGUUGCCAUCGGCUGUUUGCGUGUCUGUCAGGCCACUCGCGAGGCUGCCGAUGUGCAGGAGCUCUUCAACACGACAGCCGCAGCACAGGUCAACCACACACAAACACCCCACACAAUGAGGCCAUCACAACUCUCCCACUGUGUGUCUGUGUGCUGUUGUGCAGACGCCAUUUCUCGCCCAGAAGUGGCCUGGCGUGUUGUCGGCUCUCUCGUCGGCUGCCGAGGGUCUGCGUGGGAUCGGUGAGGGCGUCAAGGGCACCUGCCGGCCGAUGGGCUGGGCUAAGCCGCCGCCACCCAGACACUUGGGCGACGACCUGUCGGCCGACGUGUGGCGGGGGGACAUCUACCCGAUGCUGUCUGUGUGUGAGGCCGUCUGCUCGGCCCGCCCCACCAGCAAGGCACACGGCAGCCAACUCGUCGAUGAGGCCUUCAUGCUCAAGCGCAUCGACCAGGACCUCAAGAAACACUCACUCACCGGACUCGUCGAUGUCGAGCGCCCCACCCCUCCCACAGCCACAGCCACAGCCACAGCCACAGCAGCAGACACCGACCCCCCCGGUGGCCCCCCGACAGACCCACAGCCGGCCAGCGAUGCCGUCCGGCGGUUUCGCUAUCUGUCGGCGUCCGCCUAUGCACUGGAGCGGGGCGGGGCGGUGUGGCAGCAGAUGACCGACUUCAUCCACCUGGCGCACAAGUACAAGCUCAUCAAGACACUGCCCCUGCGGCUGUCGGCUAAUUCGCUGCCCACCGCUGCAGCAUUUGACGAGCUGCCUCUCGCCCUGGCCGUCUACAAGACAUUCGGCCGUUUGCUCAGCUACAAGGGUGAUAGCCUGGCGCUGGAGCGGGUGGAGGAGGAGAUGGAGGAGCAGGAGGACGGCGAGGAGAUGGAGGACAGCGAUGAGGAGGAGCAGGAGGGUGAGGGCGACGAUGCCAUGGGCGAUGGGGGCGAGCAGGAUGACGAACAAGGUGACGACAUCGACCAGCAGCAGCAAGAGGGUGCAGGGGGCGAUGGGUCAGGAGGGCAGCCGGGCGAUGGGAGUGCUGGGGGCGUGACGAGACAGCGCUAUAGGAUCGGUGCGGAGUACUUCACGACCGUCCCUCUUUCUGAUUUGCCCCCGAACCACCCCUACCGCAGCGGAUACAAGGACAGCGAUCCCGUCAUCCGCAGUGGGGGCUGUCUCUUCCCAUCAUUCACGGCAUUCCUCAAGGGGACGGUCCUGAUGGAGUGGUGUGACCAAGAGGGGGUGGCGCAGAAGCUGGUGGCUGGCGCUAGUGUCGGUCGUGACGACAGCCGCUAUCGGUCUCUGCUGACGGCACCGACCAUCGGGGGCGGUGAGACCAUCGACUUCAUCAAUGAGCAUCCACCCCAGGGAUAUGACGGCCGCGAGCGACUCAUCAUCGUCAAGGGCACCACAACGACCGACACCAUUGUGGCCUACCUGUGGCUGAGCUAUGGCGACAUCAGCCUCUUGACGACCGAGGCGGCGACAGAGGGCAACAGUGACAUCGAACGCUAUCCCAUUGCUGUGAAUGCCGCCAGACGAGUGCUGGUCAAGUACGGGCUCGAGAGGACAGUGCUUGCAUAGACGGCUUAGCUGACGACAGCACACUGGUGAGGAGGAAAGAGAGUAGGCGGGGGAGAGAGCAGGCGUGGUAAUGCGAUGGAUCUCCUCAUUCCUCGUGGGGUGGUGUGCUGCAUUUGUUGAUUGAUGUUCUUCAGCUCAAGUGUCGCUGCGAUAGGGGUGAGAGACAAAAUAGCGUGACCUUCCUUAUUUGAUGAACUUAUGUCUUAUGUGGUGUGCUGCUUUUUUUGAUUGAUGCGGUGUAGGUAGGCGGCGGAUCGAUCGUAGCGAACUGAUUGGCUGACGGACUGACAAAUGUGAUGUAGCCGGUGAUGAGUGUUGACAUGCGUGUACCUAUCUGCCCAGCUGCCCGUGAGUGACUCUUGAUGCGUGACUUUCAUCUUCCUUUAUGGAGCAUUCAUUGACCAAAGAAAG
Vitrella brassicaformis is the source of this 2613-nucleotide messenger RNA. NCBI's taxonomy places the organism in Eukaryota, Vitrellaceae. The record is from the annotation of a GenBank genome assembly.